Messenger RNA from Cimex lectularius (bed bug), 1534 nucleotides. RefSeq lists its product as uncharacterized. The transcript is spliced from 2 exons. The coding region runs from base 695 to 1330 and encodes 211 amino acids. Lineage: Eukaryota; Metazoa; Arthropoda; Insecta; Hemiptera; Cimicidae. The record is from RefSeq and is a predicted model, not a curated record.
ACUCUACCAGUUUCGGGGUCAUCCCUUGCGUGAGUCUCAAGGACUGCAACCUUCAAUGGCUUCAGCAUUGGUACGACCAUGUAGCCUGGGCCUGUGUGUGCACUUGUUGAACUUCAAUUCUGACAUCUGUGUUUCUCCAGCCAAUACUUUAUCGAAGGCUAGCAUGAUGGUAUCCUCAAGGGCAUCAAUCUGGUUUAUUUGUAGCCAUUUUCUACUACAGCUAUCUUGACUUGUAUCUUGGGCCCCCUUGUAGGAUAUAUCCUUCUUGGUGAGGUCUUGGCUUUUUCAGGACCUGCUUUCGAGGGGUGCUGUCUUCAGACCUUGGCCUCUUCUUUUUGACAUUGGAAGCAGGUUUUGUUAAUGAGCUGUUUUUUUCUCCUGCUUCUUUUCCUUUGUCACGUUCAGGAUUGCCUUUAUAAAGUUGUUUCAGAUUAUCCUUUGCACCUUCAUAUAUUCUAUGAUUCCCUCCUUCAAUAGGUUUGCUAAUCUGUUUCUGGAGGCUCCCAACAGGCGGACCUUAAUAAUCUCAUCUGCCGAGAGAUGUUUGAUUUCCUCCAGGCUUUUUGACUUGAAGGGGACGUAUUUUGGUUUGGCACUCCUGCCUGGUUGGGUGGCCUCUGGGCCUGUCCCAGAUGUUUUUGUUUUAUAGGCUUCAUAGUCCCCAUGAACAGCUACAUCCCAAGCAGAGCCCCACAUGCUGGGUAAGCCUGGAUACAACAGGGUGUCGACUGGUUCCCUGAGGGCUCCGUUUGAGACACUAUUUUUUAAUACCCCAGCACCAUUCAUCCUUUAUCAUGGGUUGCUUUACAACUUGGAUUAUGGUCGCCAUGGCCUCUUUAAGUUUGCCUUGAUAUGCCACCCCACUCCUUGUGGGGGGGGGUGCCUGCAACGUAGAAGUGUUUCCCAGAAGGAACUGCGUGGAAAUCAGUUGGUGUUGUGCCCCCCUCCCAGGUACUGUUACAGCCAUCUUAUUCAUUUUAUGAUGGUUCUUGUCUUGUUUUUUUACAUCUCAGAGCCUGUUGGCACUCUCAAAAGCCACCCUUUGCACAUGAAUGUAAGGGUGGGAGAUCGAGUGUGGGUUUCAUUGUUGUUGAACAAGUACAAAACAGGGGUUUUUCUUAAGACACUGCAGUCUUGGGAUUGGAGAUAUGUGGUUAGAGAAACUUUACCUCCUUCAGAAUCAAGUUGCAUCACUGGUCACGUUACCGAUCGCCCCAUGGGUCCGCCUAUUCCUGCUGUUUAUUGCGACACCCCGGACAAAGCUUGUCCCAAAGGCGUAAACAAUCAAAUAAACUCAAAGAUACCAGAUAUACUUGUACAUUUCUGUUAAUGGGCUAAUUAAAAUCUGCCUUUUUUUGUAGUUUUUUACAUACCAUAAGUGAACCAUAAGUGAAACUUUAUUCAACCCUAAUGAAAAGAGAGCUAAGGUAAGGCCUUCAAAAUAUGCUAUCUGAAAAUAUCAUUAAUGGCUUAUUUUUAAUUAAUGCGCCUGUUUUAUCAGUUUUUCGAGUAUUUCGAAAGGGCAAUAAUAAAA